This is a messenger RNA of Penicillium roqueforti, 2184 nucleotides long. Its product is annotated as Zn(II)2Cys6 transcription factor. Gene Ontology annotation, molecular function: DNA-binding transcription factor activity, RNA polymerase II-specific; transcription cis-regulatory region binding; zinc ion binding. Gene Ontology annotation, cellular component: nucleus. NCBI's taxonomy places the organism in Eukaryota, Fungi, Ascomycota, Eurotiomycetes, Eurotiales, Aspergillaceae. The record is from RefSeq and is a predicted model, not a curated record. Bases 1 to 2184 code for a protein of 727 amino acids. The transcript is spliced from 7 exons. Gene Ontology annotation, biological process: regulation of DNA-templated transcription.
AUGGAGCUCGAGUCGGCAGGUCCAACCUCUAGCCAACAUGGAAAACAAGCCGCAUGCUUAAACUGCCGACGGAGCAAGAUCCGCUGCAACCGCCAGGCAGGCGAGUCCAGCUGCGAGAAAUGUAAGCAAACCAAUGCGGAGUGUAUUGUGCCCAACCAUCAUCUGGGUCGACAAAAGGGGGUAAAAAACAAACGAAAAGGCCUGGAGAAAGCGAUACAUCAGAUCGAACAGGCAAUUAAGCGGCCGAAGGUCGACUCUGCUAGUGACGAUGAGGCCCAAAGAGCCAUUUCGGUCCUCCAGGAUCUCCUUGGUCAAGCCCGGGGCCAGUUAGUGCAAAAUGAGCAUGAGCAUGAGCGUCGCUUCUCAGAGACAUCAGAUCACCCGCGCAUGACGUCUCCGCGUGAUAUUCAAGCGGAGGAUGGUCUUACUCUGGAUGAUGCGGAAAAUCCUCUGCAGCUGCUUGCUAGAGCUUCAAAUCUUCAGAUUUCGCCAGUUGGGACGCGGCGUGCGCCAGUAUCUCCACUGCCGUUGUCAGAGGGCCCGUCAUUAUAUCAGAACACUUCCCAGGGAGAACAGGCCGCCAAAUCCUUUUUUGUUCCCGCGGGAGCGAAUCUAGAUGUUGGACCUGAUAUGGAUCCUAUUGGGUUGGGCUUGGUCACAUUUGAUGAGUCGGAGUCCUUAUUCUCGUUCUUCUAUCAACAUCUCGCACAUACUCGAUGGGGCCUCGAUCCCUUGAUACAUACCCCAUCCUUUGUGCGGUCCCAGUCGGCUUUUCUAUUUACUUCGAUAAUGGCAGGCGCAGCCCUAUUUUUGCCGUCUGCGUCUGCUUUAUCUAAGAGGUUAUCAAGGCAUUGCAAAUGGCUUGCGAAGCGAGUGAUCACACAACGCUAUAAAUCUGUUGAGAUUGUUCUGGCUUUCAUGGUGAACGUUCCAUGGAUGUCUCCAGGCGAUAGACUAGGAGACGAUGAUACUUGCUCCUAUAUUGCCAUGGCCCUCACUGUUGCUCUUGACUUAUCUUUGAACAAGAUUAUCUCGCCAUCUUCAAGCUUUGACCAAGAACUUAUGAAUCGCCUGGCGCGAGCAGAGUGCAUCGACGCUAAGAGGGCUUUACACAUGGAUGGAUUUCAUGAUAUUGACCCGUCCUCGGAAUGGGGCGUUAGGCUGUUGCGAAGACGGGAAAGAGCUUGGAUUGCGUUGUAUGUCGUUGAGAGAGGUGUUUGUCUCGCGCGUGGCCGAAGCUAUACGGUCCCUUCAACAACGCUCAUCGAAAACUGCGAUCGUUGGCACCUUUCCAACAUUGCAGACCCGCGUGACGGUCCUAUGAGUUCCGUGGCAGUUCUUCGAAGGGACCUUGACGGACUAUUUCAGAAUGUUAAAUCAAGCUGUGAUAAUUAUCGCAUCGUUGAUACCGGCUCGGAGGCUGCUCAGUCGAUCAAGAAAACCAUUCAAACUUUCUACGAGCGGUGGUAUGCAACAUGGGCCUUGUCAAUUGGGGAAGGAGACACACGCUCUCUACCCCCCUACGUCGAGAUUCUUGUCACGCAUACUCAAUUAUCCACAUACGGUGGUGUCAUCAACCACCGAACAGCUCCAAUCGAAGUGAAACGUUUCUUCCGAGCCGCCGGUCUAUCAUCUGCACUGAACGUCCUACGAGCAGCCAUCCAGGGCGAAUCUCGCCUGAAAUCAAUGCCAAACAACACCGUCAUAAUGAUCUCCUUCGCCGCCUGCUCCGCCCUCAGUCUCAGCGUAACACCCGGCGACAGCAAAUCCAGUCUAGCACCAAGCGUCCGAAACCUCAUCGAAGAGACAGCCGGCGUCCUAGAGAGAAUCGGCGCAACACCAAGUCACCGAAGCGGCGCCUCCGUGCUGUACGGGAGGUUCUUGCGUGAGUUGAUCCGGCGCGCACCAGCCUUCCCUCUCCAAUCCCGAGGAAAUCUAGGUGAAGUCCAUCCAUCCGAGGCAUUUCAGUCUGCAUGUCUGGAUGAUCGUCCGCUGCCAGUGGCAAUACCUGAGGACCUCUGGUUCGAGCCUUUGCAAUUCUCUGCUAUGUCUGAUGAUCAGAUCGUCGAUGCAGUCAAUCGGGCGGGCACGGCGUUUGGUGCGUCGAUCCCGGAUGUGCCUCUUGAUGAUAUGCUUAAUUGGGAUUGGCUCGACUCUGCCAAUGCGGAUUUCAAUCUUCAGUAG